Messenger RNA from Pelecanus crispus (Dalmatian pelican), 861 nucleotides. Lineage: Eukaryota; Metazoa; Chordata; Aves; Pelecaniformes; Pelecanidae. The record is from RefSeq and is a predicted model, not a curated record.
GAUGGUGAAAUUCAUCCUGAAAUCUGUAGACUAUACAUCCAGUUGCAGUGUUGCUUAGAAAUGUACACAACAGAAAUGCUUAAGUCCAUAUGUCUGCUAGGAUCACUGCAGUUUCAUCGGAAAGGAAAAGAACCUUGUGCCCCACCCAAAAUUCUAGAUACUAAAGUGGAGGAGAGUUCCGAAGUACCUAUUUUAGAAGACACAUCAUCAUCACCAACAGAUAUUCAACAGCAUUUAUGGCAGGUUUCCACAGAUAUUGAAAACACUGAAAGAGAUAUGAGAGAAAUGAAAAACCUUUUAAGUAAACUCAGGGAGACUAUGCCUUUACCACUGAAAAAUCAAGAUGAUAGCAGCCUCCUAAACUUGACUCCGUAUCCAUUGGUAAGAAGACGGAAGCGAAGAUUCUUUGGACUGUGUUGUCUUGUCUCAAGUUAGAAGAUUAAGUACAGAAGCACCAAGAAAAUCAUAACUUUGAUUAAAUGACUAUUAUUUGGCCACUGAAAAGAUGAACAUUGCUACUCUUGAUUAUAAAGUACAUUUUCUACACUAGCCUAUUCCUUUUUCUCUUCUGCUCCAUCCCCCUUUUCAAAAUAAGGGUUUUAAUUGUUGAAAGUUAUGGUGGUCAAAAACCAGCUGUGGAAUAGCUCUAGCAUAACUAAGAAUGUUUUUCAAACUUUUUAAAGUGUGUUUUGCAUGCUUUCUUUCAACCACUCAGAGAAAAGACACAUGAAUUGUGGUUAACAGGUAAUUUUAAAGUUUUUUUUAUUGUUUGAACUGCAGCUAAAAGUUUGUGCAUAGUACAGUACUCUUAUUAGUAUCAUACUAAAUACUUGAUCAUAGUCUAACAGUAUUUAAGCAUAG